Contarinia nasturtii (swede midge) is the source of this 1240-nucleotide messenger RNA. Its product is annotated as facilitated trehalose transporter Tret1-like. The transcript is spliced from 5 exons. Gene Ontology annotation, cellular component: membrane. Gene Ontology annotation, molecular function: transmembrane transporter activity. Gene Ontology annotation, biological process: transmembrane transport. The record is from RefSeq and is a predicted model, not a curated record. The annotation marks the transcript as partial. NCBI's taxonomy places the organism in Eukaryota, Metazoa, Arthropoda, Insecta, Diptera, Cecidomyiidae.
UUCUCUUGUUUAGACGACGUAUCUGAAUUGUGUGGCAAAGCUUAGAUUCAUUUUUGGAAUGGAAGAAAGUGGUUACGAGUUUAAAAAUGUGGCUAAUCAAUAUUGGGCUACGAUUGCAGCGAAUUUGAUUAUGUUGGGGCACGGAUGUGUGGUAUGUUGGUUCACUCCAUCUAUUCCGAUUUUGAUGUCUGAAAAAACACCAUUGAUAAGUGGUCCUCUUACAAAUGACGAAAUGUCUUGGCUGGGUUCGAUAAAUAAUGUGGGUGCGCUGGGUGGAAUUUUUACAUUUGGAUAUAUAACAUCGUUUUUCGGCUGCAAACGUGCUAUGAUCUUUCUGGCACUUCCAUCGAUUGCCUUUUGGAUUUUGAUUUACUUUGGAAAUACAUAUUAUCAUAUUCUAUUUGCACGAUGUUUUGCCGGUUUUGUCGGGGGAGGUAUACAAACGGUAUUGAUCCUCUUUGUGUCUGAAAUUUCGAACGACAACAUACGAGGUCGUCUCAGCUCAUUUACUACACUGUCACGCAACGUUGGCGUUCUGAUUAUAUUCACAGUUGGCGCAUAUGUUGACUAUCACAUCGUCCCCUGCAUUUUGAUUUUUCUGCCCAUUUUGUAUUUGAUUUGUUUCACUGCAUUACCAAACACACCACAAUUUUAUCUACAGAAAGGCAACAUGCAGGCAGCCGAAAAUUCGCUCAGAUUUUAUAAAGGCUUCAAAGCAGAAAAUCAACUGGAAAUAAAUGCAUUCAAUAAGGAAUUUGAGAGACUAAAAUCAUUGGCAAAUAAACAAAAAGAGGAUAAAAAAGUGCAUCUAAGUGACUUUUUUGAGGCAAAGGCAAUGAAGGGACUUUUCAUCGGUAUAACUUUGGCAUGGUUAUCGCAAUUUCCCGGAAGCAUUACUUUUUUGAAUUAUGCAGUUUUAAUUUUUGAAAAAUCGGGCCCAUCAAAAAUAGAUCCAUACACAUCGUCAAUAAUAUCGGCAAUAGCUCAAAUAAUUGGUUGCUUUUUCUCUGCAAAACUAGCAGAUUCACUGGGUCGAAAAUUGUUAAUGAUUAUUUCAUUUCUUGGAUCGGCUACUGGAUUAUUUGUUUAUGCAUUAUACUUGUAUCUCAUUCAAAAUGGCUAUAGUUUAUCGUCUUUUUCAUGGUUACCAGUCACAUCCGUAUCUUUUAUCAUGUUUAUCUCAUCAGCUGGCAUUUACACAUUAUACUCUGUUUGUUUUAUCGAAUACUUACCAUCAAAG